Molecule: messenger RNA, 1629 nt
Organism: Phragmites australis (common reed)
Lineage: Eukaryota; Viridiplantae; Streptophyta; Magnoliopsida; Poales; Poaceae
Product: zinc transporter 6-like
Exons: 2
Coding region: 265-1461 (398 amino acids)
Biological process (GO): zinc ion transmembrane transport
Cellular component (GO): plasma membrane
Molecular function (GO): zinc ion transmembrane transporter activity
Source: RefSeq, a predicted model, not a curated record
UAUCAACGACGACGUUAUCCCCGUGCACCUUCCUUCCUGAUUGUGUGGGGCAGUGGGCAUACACCUGCGAGAGCACAUGGCCGGCGGACUUCAACGCCGCCCUCCCCCGGGCCCACAGCGCAUUGAAGCGAAGCUCCUCCUAGUUUAUUAACGACUCCCCCUCCCAGUCCACACCGCACCGCUCGCCGUAGCACGCCGCGCCUCCCUGUCGCCGUCGCUCGCGCGCGCCCGGGGGUAAUUUCGUCGAACACCUGACGCGCCGCCAUGUCCGUGGGCGGCUGCCUCCCCGCCGGCGACCCCGCGGUCACCAGAAUCUGCCGCGACGGCGCGGCGGCGACGCGGCUCAAGACGGGGUCCCUGCUCGCCAUCCUCGUCGCCAGCGCCGUCGGCAUCUGCCUCCCCGUCGCGCUCACGCGCGCCUUCCGCCGCAGCCCCGGAUACGCGCGCGGCCUCCUCCUCGUCAAGUGCUACGCGGCUGGGGUCAUCCUCUCCACCUCGCUCGUCCACGUGCUCCCCGACGCGCUCGCCGCGCUCGCCGACUGCGCCGUCGCGUCGCGCAGGCCCUGGAGGGACUUCCCCUUCGCGGGGCUCUUCACCCUCGUCGGCGCGCUUCUCGCGCUGCUCGUCGACCUCUCCGCCUCCUCCCACCUCGAAGCUCACGGCCACGGCGGCGAGGCCCACGAGCACCAGAACUACGCCCCUAUCCCCAAGAAAUCCACCGUCCUCGAGCUCAUCGGUGAAACGAGCCCGAAGAAACGCGCUUUCUUGGAAGAAAACCGCGAGGACCCGGUGCUGCACGCCGCCAGAAACGGCGGCGACCCGGACAGGGACGACGCGGCCCUCUUCGGGGCCAAGAAAGGCGCACACUUGGUGCGCAGCGAUGAGGUCGCAGUGGCCGGUGGCGGGUGCCAUGGCGGUGGGCAUGAAGUGGUGGAUGUGGGGGAAGGAGAGGGGGAGGAGGAGGAGGCGAGGAGGAAGCAGAAGAUGGUGUCCAAGGUGCUGGAAAUUGGCAUAGUGUUCCACUCGGUUAUCAUUGGGGUGACCAUGGGGAUGUCGCAGGAUGUCUGCGCAAUCCGGCCGCUUGUUGUUGCGCUAUCCUUCCACCAGGUGUUCGAGGGGAUGGGCCUCGGCGGCUGCAUCGCGCAGGCUGGUUUUGGGAUGGCAACAGUUGGUUACAUGUGCAUAAUGUUCUCAGUGACAACACCGCUGGGAAUACUUCUUGGAAUGGCAGUCUUCCAUAUGACUGGUUAUGACGAUAGCAGUCCAAAUGCCUUAAUAAUGGAAGGGAUUCUUGGUUCACUUUCUGCCGGAGUCCUUAUUUAUAUGGCUCUUGUUGAUCUCAUUUCUCUUGAUUUUUUCCAUAACAAGAUGAUGGCAGCAUCCCUAAAACUGAAGAAGGCAUCGUACAUUGCAUUGGUGCUUGGAUCUGCUUCUAUGUCAAUAUUAGCUCUCUGGGCAUAGGUCAUAAUCAAGUUAGUAGAUGAACCGUAUGUAUGCUCUUCGGAGAAAUGCGAUCUUCGUAGAAACGUGAUGUUGCUCCUCUUAUAUCAUGUGUAGGAAGGAAUGGAUACUUGGGUCUUAUAAAUUAGCCCUUUGAGCAAUCCUAAAUAAAUGUGAGAUUAUAAAUUA